UAACUUCUCCAAAGUUUCAAUCAACCAGCGCUAGUGCAUGACGGGAUAUUCAAAAUGGCUGCCGUUGAAGUUUUUUUGGCGACGUUUGUUUGUUUACAAAUUGAAAAGUCGUAAACGUUUAAAUCCGAGAUAAGUUGGAGGUCGAUUUUGGUCAAGAUGUUUCAGAGACGACCUGGAGUCGGCACGUCGUCCGUUCUCGAGCGCGCGAGGGCUCAGCUACGGGGAGAAAAGCCGCCGCCAGCCGCGAGCAGUUUGGUACGCUCGGGCGGCGGUUCAACGAGAGCCAGUUUCCAGUACGAUGACCAGGAUUCUGCCCCGUCCGAGGCGUCCAGUGAUCAGGAGUUAGGCGCCUACCUCAGCAGUCUGAACAAGAAAACGACACAGAAGAAGACCUUUGACCUUACCCAGGCCAGCAGUGACCUCAGCGACAAGUCCAAGUCUGACGAUGGCGGAGACGGCAAGACGAACAUCACGGGAGGAGCCAGCCGCUUUCUCAAGAAGAAACCGAAAAAGAACGGGGGCACGCAAGAGUCCUUACAGAAGAGUAUGGGUCAGGGGUCAAGUGGUGCAGAGACAUCAUCACUACAGAGAAGAGAAGGAGUAGCAAGUAGACCAUCUGCUCUCUCAAGAGCUGCAGAACUGAAGGAGAGAAUCAUGCAGCGACAACCCAAGGUUCAGAUUGACGACUCUGACCUUGAGAUGGCUCUCAGUCUCAGCUCUGACCUUGACAGUGAACAAGACUUGAAGAAGUUUCUGGAAAAGCCUCCCAAGUUGUCGUCAACCGGGAAGGACCUCAAGAAGACAGCUGAGGAGUCUUUACUGACUAAAGACUCCUUAGAGCCAGAUACCCCAGAUUCUGAAGCUGGGAGGGCUGGCUCACGCUUUCUUAAGAAAAGUAAGACCUCACAACAAGGACAGGACACUGGUGGAGAAAACAGGUUCUUGAAAAAGAAACCAGCAAAGAAGGAAGAAAAUGACAUAAUAGACAGAGGAGGGACAUUCCAGUUCACUUCCAAGAUGCAUUUUGAGAGUGACGACGAGGACAUCCAGCAGUAUGUGCACAAACUGCAGCAGGCCCAGGAGUCACCCCCAGCCUCCAUCAGUCAACACUCUUCCCACAGGAGUAGUACAGAUGUCUCAGAGCCCAAGUCUCUGGAUGAUUUCCUGCCCAGUGAUGUCCCAGAGGAGGCCAGUCUGGCAGAGAGUAUAGCAGAGGACAGUCUGUCAGUUGGUGGUCCAACCGUACACAUCAUGAGUCUUGAUGACUUAGCUCCAGCAGUGGACAUCGCACCGAAACCAAAGCCACGGACUACAAAAACAAAACCUUUAGAGGAUAAAAGAUCUGACACCAGGCUUAGAGAUCAAACAUUACACACUGUUGAUGAACUGUUAGAAGAUGACAACUCAGUAAAGUCAGAGAAGAGUUUAUCUGAGAAAACAGUCACAGAAUCAAUCUCAGAGAACAUAGGUGCACAUCUGAAUCUUCACACCGUAGAUGAACUUCUAGGACACAGCGUAUCAGACAAAAGCGACAAAUCUGAGAGCACGCAAAGUCGACCCAAACUUCAAGGGUUACACACUGUUGACGAGCUGCUUAUGUCAACUUCAGAAAAAAGAGAACAAAAUGGAGACGCCCACAGCUACGAGGACGACUUUGAUACUGAGGUGCCAACAGAGUCUAUAUCAGAAAGAGUUGGCAGCAAACACGAGGCUGAGGUACUCGCAGAUGAUACAUAUUCAGAAAACUUUGAAGAGGGAAGUGGGACCGAAUCAUCUAAGACAUUCUCUGAACAGACAGUCACAGAAACACCAAGCAAGUCUGCAAAGUCUGAGAAGUCUUACACAGACAUUUCAAGGAGUGACAGAAGUAGAAGAAGCAGAUCUUCUAGGAAGACAGACAGUGAAGAUUCCUACAGUGAGUCCACCAGAAGUAGAACCCUAACAGAUAGCUAUGAUAGUCGGACAAGCCGUACCAAAAGUCGAACUCCUCCCAGAAAGUCUGUUAAGGCUUCAGAUGUUGGCGUUCAAACCUCAGUACAGGACCAGUUGGGACUGGCACACCAGUGGACAGCAGAGUCUGGUUAUGCAGUCCUGGGCCCACAGUAUGGUGCUGGGUACACAGACCCCACACCAGUAGCCACACAUGUUGUCAACCCUGAUGCUUUAGAAGCCAUGACCAGCUACAGUCCCAGUGUCCUGGCGCUGAAUGACUUACUGCGGCAGCAGCUGCAGCUAACGCAGCAGUUUGUAACCAACACCCGCAGACUGCACGAGUUCUACAUCAACUCCCUACAGGCUGACCACAGCUACACCACUCUGCAGGACACACUACAGUUUAUCCAGGAGCAUCGACGUCCUGUUCUAACCAUGGAGGAGGCUCUACAACGAGUACAGAACAGCACAGAUGGCAGAUGACACAUCCACACAGCUCUGGACUUAUAAGUAUACAAAAUUUAGAAUCACAGAGAGUGUACAGGUGGCAGGGAAGGCUUUGAAAAUCAAUAGAAGUGAUGUUGCUGGUAUUUUAUAUGUGUUUCUUCACUAAAUGUGCCAAUUUUAGGAGAAAUGAGGAGGAAAUCCAAAUAAAGGAAUGACGGAGGAGAUGAGAAAUAUUACUGACUCCUGUUGUUUU
This is a messenger RNA of Branchiostoma belcheri (Belcher's lancelet), 2632 nucleotides long. RefSeq lists its product as uncharacterized. The coding region runs from base 157 to 2415 and encodes 752 amino acids. NCBI's taxonomy places the organism in Eukaryota, Metazoa, Chordata, Leptocardii, Amphioxiformes, Branchiostomatidae. The record is from RefSeq and is a predicted model, not a curated record. The transcript has 9 exons.